UGCCGGCUUCCGUAGCAUAGCAUAAUGGCGUGGACGUUUCUCCGCUGCGUCUCAGGGCCUCAUCUAACACGAAUUCACCGAUCACCGGACCAGUCUGGACCCGACAGCAGGAGGGGAAGAAACUACCAACCCAGGACUCUGGAAAAACACACCGACAAUCUUCUUGGUUGGGCUUCGACACUGUGGUCUCUGUCCUACUACAGCUCUCCCCUGCUGCUCAGCUACCUCUACAGGAAAGGCUACAUCUGUAGCAGUAAAUUGGUUCCAGUGAGUCAGUUGGUGGGAACCGUGAUUGUGUGUCUUCUCGGAGUGGCCUGUCUGAGAGGCUGGGGGAGAUGGAAAAACUCUGACUAUGUUCAGUUUAUCUCUGUUCUGGAGGAAUCGAGGAAGAAUCUCUCAUCAGAAAACAAGAGAAAACUGAGGUCCUACAACUUUGACUUCUCACACUGGCCAUCGGAUUUCAGAUCGACAGAAGUCAGCAGUCCGAAACUGAGCAAAGCUGGCGUUUCUCUGCUGAAGCCAGAGCCCAAACUAAGAGGAACAGCAGACACUGUCCUUAACUCUGUGCGCACGUUGCCAUGCCACAUCAUCGGGUUUCUUGUUACUCAUUCAUUCGGGAGGAGGAUGCUGUACCCUGGCUCUGUGGGUUUACUGCAGAAAGCGAUGAGACCCAUGCUGCACCAAGGCCAGGCUAAGUUGAUAGAAGAGUAUGGUGGCCAAAGAAACAAGCUAGUGGCCUGUGACGGUAAUGAGAUCGACACAAUGUUUGUGGAUCGAAGGAGAGAUGGUGGAGAGAAAGGCAAAACUCUGGUCAUCUGCUGUGAGGGGAAUGCAGGCUUUUAUGAGGUGGGCUGCAUGAACACUCCUCUGGAGGGUGGCUACUCUGUACUGGGCUGGAACCACCCUGGCUUUGGAGGUAGCACUGGAGUGCCAUUCCCUCAGAAUGAGGCCAAUGCCAUGGAUGUGGUUAUCCAGUUUGCAGUACAUAAGCUUGGUUUCCAACUGAGUGAUAUUGUCAUAUAUGCAUGGUCCAUAGGAGGCUUCACAGCCACUUGGGCAGUGAUGUCUUACCCAGAGAUUCAGUCCGUAGUGUUGGAUGCUUCCUUUGAUGAUCUGCUGCCUCUGGCUCUCAAAGUGAUGCCGGAAAGUUGGAGACCUUUGGUACAACACACAGUGAGGCAAUACAUGAACCUCAACAAUGCAGAGCAGCUUCUCAAAUACCAAGGACCAGUCCAGCUGAUCAGGAGGACCAGAGAUGAAAUCAUCACCACAGCGGGUCCAGAUGACAUCAUGUCCAACAGAGGAAACAACCUCUUGGUCAAACUUCUGCAGUACAGGUAUCCUAAAAUAAUGACAGAGGAAGGGAUCCGAAUUGUCAAACAAUGGCUUGGAGCUUCUAAUCCAAUAGAAGAAACAUCUGUGUACAGCAGCUAUGAAGUGGACGAUGAGUGGUGCGUGUCUGUGCUGCAGUCUUAUCAGGCAGACGGAGAAGUUUUGUUUCCAUGGAGUGUUGGUGAGGACAUGACUCCAGAGGGAAGGCAGCAGUUGGCUCUUUUCUUGGCGAGGAAGCACAUGCGAAACUUUGAGUCGACACAUUGCACUCCUCUCCCUGCCGCCGAGUUCCACUCACCCUGGAGACUCUAAGGAGGGAAGAAAAAAGGCUGGAUGGAUGAGGGGAGAUGAACAACAGAGGAGAUGGAUGGCUUGUAGUUGGUGUGUUCCUGGCAUGGUGUGAAUGUACUGUGAUCUUUGGGCCCGUUUUCCUACACAUUUAGCCAAAACGUGGUAAAAUGUCAUACAUCAUUUCUUUUACAAUUAGUUUUGUCAUUUCGUUCAGCUUUUCUCAGAAAGAAAAAAGGAAUCCAGCAUUUUUUUUAAAUAAAUGCACAUGCCAUUACUCACUCCCUCCAUUGUUUGCCUUUGGCUACAUUUGUUUAAGAAUAUAUCAGUAGGCAUAUAUACACUUAAUCUAUUUAGAGGGAAUCCAUUUUUAAAAAUGAAGCCAAAGUGAUCACUCUUUUCAGGUUUUUAUUUUUGUUGGUUUUUUUCACUGUGGGCACCAUCUUUAAGAGUAAGUCUGUAACCUAUUAUUAUACUCUAUCGUUCCAAUAAAUAUGCUAGAUAUAAA
Messenger RNA from Cololabis saira (Pacific saury), 2128 nucleotides. It is a transcript of the gene abhd16a, whose product is annotated as abhydrolase domain containing 16A, phospholipase. Gene Ontology annotation, cellular component: endomembrane system. Bases 25 to 1644 code for a protein of 539 amino acids. The record is from RefSeq and is a predicted model, not a curated record. The transcript is spliced from 20 exons. Gene Ontology annotation, biological process: phosphatidylserine catabolic process; monoacylglycerol catabolic process. NCBI's taxonomy places the organism in Eukaryota, Metazoa, Chordata, Actinopteri, Beloniformes, Belonidae. Gene Ontology annotation, molecular function: monoacylglycerol lipase activity; glycerophospholipase activity.